UACGAUACUGCAACCACGUGACCUGCCUGUUUUCAACCCACUUCCACGCGUGCACUUAAAAAAAGACGGACAGUGUACAUCGACGUUCUAUACACCCACAGAGUACAGUUUAUUUCAGGCUACAUUUCGAUGCAUCGUAGGUGAAUAGCGAGAGGUGGAGGUGGAUGAGGUGGGCGGAGAAGCAUGGCGACGGCAGCCAGCAGCAGCAGCCCCUCCGCGGCCACGGCCACGCUCCUGCACGGCCACCGCAUCAAUAAGUCGCAGACUCGGAAACGCAUCGACCCGAGGCGGAGGCAAGCGGCGCUCUCCUUCCUCACCAACAUCUCCCUUGAUGGACGACCUGUGCAGGACGAGCGCCAGGAGGUGGAUGACGACGCCGUGGAAGGAGAGUCGGAAGCCCGACGGAGCCUGGUGGAGCGAUCCGCCACUACCACCUCCGCCUCCUCCUCCUCGGCUGCCGCUCUUGCCGCUGCCGCGACCGCCUUGGCCAACCAGGCUCUCCUGGCGAGCAGCCGAACCAGCUCGUUCGCUUCUGCGUCUCCUACCGCUGCGGAGCCCGGCGAAGGCGACGCGUUUGCCCCGGCGUUCGCUACUCCGGCGCCCACGUUCGGCUCGCCUCUCUCGGCUCUGCCCUCCUCGGCCCGGGGCAGACUGCAGACAUACACUCAGGGGGUCGCGCCCGCUGCGUUCUCCAGACAAGGAUCCCAGAACUACUGCCUGGAGGGCGGACAGAUCGCCAACUCGGCCAUUGAGCUUCAGCGGUCGAGACGUCGUCUGAUCUCUCAGCGUUCCUCGCUCGAAACGUUAGAGGACAUUGAGGAGAAUGCUCCUCUGCGCAGGUGCCGCACCCUGUCGGGUUCCCCUCGUCCCAAGAGCUUCAAGAAGAUCCACUUCAUUAAGAACAUGCGGCAACAUGACACACGCAACGGAAGGAUAGUCCUAAUCAGUGGCAGAAGAUCCUUCUAUAGUGUAUUUUCAGUGCUGCCCUAUCGAGAUUGUAGCCAAGCGGGGGACGUGAAGAUGGAAGCGACGGGGCGCCAGCGACACCCGUCGGGAGGUGUCAGCGCUAAAGAGAUGGUCAUCGGCCUCGAGGGUGUUGAGCUCGGGGCUGAUGGGAAGACGGUGUCGUACACACAGUUCUUAUACCCCACCAAUGUGCUUGGCGGGCGAAGGAACACCAUCGACUCGACAUCGUCCUUUUCUCAGUUUCGCAAUGCCAGCCAUCGCAGCCUCAGCCUUGCCCGCGUGAAUAGCAACCAGAGCAGCCUGGAUACUGGUAACGACUUGAGCGAAUUUCGAGAAUACGAUCCCAAUCUUCUGGACGACCCUCAGUGGCCUUGUGGCAAACACAAGCGAGUGCUCAUCUUUCCGUCGUACAUGACGACUGUCAUCGAGUACGUGAAACCCUCCGAUCUGAAGAAGGACAUGAAUGAAACCUUCAAGGAGAAGUUCCCUCACAUACGCCUCACGCUGAGCAAGAUCAGAAGCCUGAAGCGGGAAAUGAAGAAGCUGGCCCAAGACGAGUGUGGCUACGAGGAGCCCACCGUGGCCAUGGCCUUUGUCUACUUUGAGAAGCUGGUGCUACAGGGCAAGCUCAACAAGCAGAACCGAAAACUAUGCACGGGCGCCUGUGUCCUGCUGGCUGCCAAAAUAGGCGGGGAUCUCAAGAAGCACCAAGUCAAGCUCCUCAUUGACAAACUGGAGGAGCGGUUUCGCGUGAACCGGCGAGAGCUGAUUGCCUUCGAGUUCCCCGUGCUGGUGGCGUUGGAAUUCAACUUGCACCUCCCCGAGCAUGAAGUCAUGCCGCACUACAGACGCCUGCUGCAGGCCUCCUAGCGUCGGUGGACCAUCAGGAGGGAGGGUUGCCUUCUGAUAAGAUAGCUGACAUUUUUCAGGUACCAAGUGGUACCUUUUCACAGUACCCCUUGGGACCACUUGGCUGCAGAACUUUGGUCCGCAUCCUUUUUUGCUCCACGACCAUUUGUAUAUUGAGGACUCUCUCGCUUUAGUUGUGAAAUGGCUUUGAACAGUUUUGAAUGAUCAAUCUGCUGUGCUUAUGACUGCUUGCGCUUCAUCGAUAAGUCUUGAAAAACAGACUUAUUUGGAAUACAUUUUUACACAGCUCUGAAAGAGCUCGACGUUUUCUAGUGUAUGCAACAGGAGACAACAUUGGACUCCUCAUUCGUUUUAUUCAGAUCAUUUUGACCAGUGCCCUCUAAUCUUCUUGUACUCUAUGUUAGAGUGUAUUGCCAGCACGUUAAGGUGCUCUAUGUUGGGGCUGAGGGUGGUGCUUUUGGUUGCCAGAGGUACCCCGUGGUAUUCGUCGUGGAUUUUUUUUUCCAACUCCUCUUCUAAGCAAUCAAACUUUGACAGAAUGCUACACCCACAAUACAGUAGGUGGAGUUUUUCAAUAUAGGUUCAUAUUUGCCUACAGUGGCUAUCUGACUAGUUGAAUUAUCAGUAUGUGUUCUUGAGACUUGUAAUAAGAGGCCCAUAUAGAGAGAAUUUAUUAAGAUUAACCAGGAGCGCUACUGUUUUUUACUGAGUUGCCCCUCUUCAGGAAGUUGAAAAAAGAAAAAAAAAAUCUUCGCAAUUGAAUCCAGAAUUGAAAUGCUUUCAUUUUUUUUUUGAAAGAAAAAAAAUCACACCACUUUGUUAUGAGGGAUUCUCUCAAGUGGAAAAGUAAAGUUUGUUGUUGACACAUUCCAAAGAUUUUAGAAGCUAAGAAAAGCGACAUUCAUGACUACUUGAUUAUGAUUGUAAAUAAAUCAGUUGUCCAAUCAAAUACUCUGCUGUUCUUUGUAGCAUUGUUUUUGUCAAUAAGGACCAGUAAUCUGAUUACUUUCUUUCAGUAACGAGCAACCUAACGCGUUCAUUUUUCCAAGCAAGUAAUCUGAUUAAAGUUAGUUUCCUCAGUGCCUGUGCGUUGCUAUUUUGUUGUUGCCUCAUACUGUAUGUAGAAUGAAGAAUACUGUAGUCAUGUACGAAGAGCAUUUGAAUAGAAAAUACUGCUCUUGAGUUUGGGAGCGACAUCACAUCUCACGUUUUAUCAUCGGAAAAAAAACGGGUCACGUGUAAUACCAUGCUGUGUGCACACUGCGCGCCGCCUGCCACGGCGGUCAACAACAUAGCCUGGCUAGUGGCUACCUAACAGGAUGCUAACAGUAAAGGAGCCGGAGAGAUACAACAAACGGCUGCAUUUGCUCACUGGAGAUACAGCCAUUACUUCACAUAUCCAUCCAGUAAAGAUGACAAAAAUAUCUCCGCGCGUUGCAAACGCUGUGCUGGCUCAGCAAGACUGUCGACCUCUAAAAACUCGACAUCCAAUUCAACAAGGAAGCACUUGGAAUUACAGCACAACGCAAAAAAACUCAAAACAAAGCCGACAGGUUAUGAGACAGCCAGCACUUCUACAGUUUGUAACCAGCCUUUAUAAUAUGUGUAAUUAUGUACAUUUUAUAGUUGGAGUUUGUAAUCAUAGGCGGAGUUUUACAUUUGUGGGACUGAGGGAAAAGCAUGUUGAAGACUCUGAAAUAACUGAAAACAGGUUUUGUAUUCUACGUUCUUCAAAGUAUCCACUUUUGAGGUGUCUCCAAACUUU
This is a messenger RNA of Corythoichthys intestinalis (scribbled pipefish), 3601 nucleotides long. It is a transcript of the gene cables1, whose product is annotated as Cdk5 and Abl enzyme substrate 1. Bases 184 to 1836 code for a protein of 550 amino acids. The transcript has 10 exons. Gene Ontology annotation, biological process: nervous system development; regulation of cell cycle. The record is from RefSeq and is a predicted model, not a curated record. Lineage: Eukaryota; Metazoa; Chordata; Actinopteri; Syngnathiformes; Syngnathidae. Gene Ontology annotation, cellular component: cytosol.